AGGGUCACUCUUCCUAUCGCUUUCAGCUUCAGAUUUUCAGUAUUCAAUGCCAAAUCCCCUCCAGUUUCUAUUUUUUUCUACUGCCUUUAAUCUUGUUAUUAUUGCUCUUACUUUCUUGGCUCGGACAACCGUGCUUUAUAUAGAACUUUGUGUUGUUUCUGCUAUAUUCUUAUCUUAGCUUUCCUAUUUACCCACAUAGAACCAAAUUCUUCCUACUCCCUUACUGUGCUCACCUCUCUCCAUUUCCCUUUUCUUUCUCACUUUACCAUCUUUUUGCAUCUUUCACUCUUAAACUCUACCAUACUAUUCUAAGCUUUCUCAAAAACACUUUCUGGCUUUCGAAGCUGUGUCAUACUUACAUUCCCUAACACUUUCUGGCUUUCGACUCCCUUUUUUUCCCCUUCCCCUUCUUCUCCUGUCUUUUUCUUUACCUUUUCUUGACAAAUAUUAUAUAUUUUCAUUCCUUUUCCUCGGUUGUUUUCAAAGACCACGUUUGGGGUUGUUUAAGCCAAGCUGCACUUUGUUUUUUUCCCCGUCUUUUUUAGCCUUGAAUUAUCUAACAACGAGGAUGCUUAUCAGUGGCAAUCAUUUCGUUUUGGCAGUUUGCAUUUUAUGCUUGGGUGUUUGGUGCUGUGGCCAAGCAGACAAUACCGAAGAAUCAGCAGUAGUAGCUCCCAUGGAGAAGGCUGAGCAAGCUGCUUUGUACUCUGCCAUACAAGGGUUUGUUGGUAAUUGGUGGAACGGCUCAGAUCUCUAUCCGGAUCCUUGUGGUUGGACUCCUAUACAGGGUGUCUCCUGUGAUAUUAUAGGUGGCUUAUGGUAUAUUACUACUUUAAGCAUUGGUCCUGUUCAUGACAACUCUCUUGCUUGUGCCACUAAUGUGAAAUUUAGGCCACAACUCUUCCAGCUUAAGCACUUGAAAUCUCUCAGCCUUUUCAGUUGUUUCAUAUCUCCUAGCAGACAUUCAGUUACCAUCCCCGGCGAUGACUGGGAAAAACUUGCUGGGAGUUUGGUGUCAUUAGAGUUUCGGUCCAAUCCAGGUCUCAUAGGCCAAAUUCCUACUGGUUUUGGUUACCUCAAAAAGCUCCAAUCUUUGGUCUUACUAGAGAAUGGUUUAACAGGAGAAAUACCAACCAGUAUUGGCAACUUAACUAGCUUGAAUCGACUAGUCCUGGCGGGAAACAGGUUUACUGGUGAAAUCCCAGAUAGUUUUGGAAUGUUAAAGGAACUGUUAAUCUUGGAUUUAAGUAGAAAUUCACUAUCUGGUCAUUUACCUAUAGGUCUUGGUGGUCUGACAUCUCUGUUGAAGCUUGAUUUGAGUAACAACCGAUUGAAAGGGAGGCUAAUUGCACAUAUUGCAUGUCUGAAGAAUUUGACCCUUUUGGACUUGAGACACAACAAGUUUUCAGGUGGACUGAGCCAUCGUGUUCUGGACAUGCUUUCUUUGGAAGAGUUGAUGUUGUCUUGCAACCCACUCGGUGGGGACAUUAUGAGCCUGGAAUGGCAAAAUUUGCAAAAUCUUGUCGUUUUGGAUCUCACUAACACAGGCUUGAUAGGUGAAAUACCCAAAUCACUAUCUGGAUUGAAGAGACUGAGGUAUCUUGGUCUUGGUAAUAACCUCACAGGCAAUCUCCCACCGAAGCUUGCAUCUUUGCCUGAUCUUAAUGCACUUUAUCUAAACGGGAACAAUCUGACAGGAGUGCUCCAAUUCCCCCGUGUCUUUUAUGGGAAAAUGGGAAAACGUUUCGGGGCUUGGAACAACCCGAAUCUCUGCUAUCCGGUCGAGUCAAUGACACCGACAACUAAUGCUCCUUAUGGAGUAAAACCAUGUCAAAAAGGUGCCACUUUGCUCGAGCCAAAUUCCACGGCCAAGUUGGGGGAAGAUGGGAACUUGAACAACGACAAUUCCCAUUUCAUAGCUUCAUCGGGAUUCCCAAGCUAUGGCAUUCAUGGGGCUCGGCAGUUAAUCUCGGUAGAUACAUUAAUAACAGUUCUACUAUUUUGCAUCUUUUCCUAUAGACCCUAGGCCUGAUAAUCGACUUUUUCACAAGCAAAAAGCUACUGUCUUUCGUUUCUUGGGAUCUUUGUAAUCUAA
Messenger RNA from Hibiscus syriacus, 2095 nucleotides. Its product is annotated as piriformospora indica-insensitive protein 2-like. Gene Ontology annotation, molecular function: protein binding. The coding region runs from base 569 to 2026 and encodes 485 amino acids. Lineage: Eukaryota; Viridiplantae; Streptophyta; Magnoliopsida; Malvales; Malvaceae. The record is from RefSeq and is a predicted model, not a curated record. The transcript has 2 exons.